Molecule: messenger RNA, 3946 nt
Organism: Pelobates cultripes (western spadefoot toad)
Lineage: Eukaryota; Metazoa; Chordata; Amphibia; Anura; Pelobatidae
Source: the annotation of a GenBank genome assembly
CUGGAGACAAUUCCAGAGUUUUUCAAACCAGUGACACAAAGGCUCUUUGCUGGGAGUCUAGAGAUUUGGGUGGUUGUUUUCUGAUCUGUGAUAAUGAAUACAGCAGGUAAGUGGUCCCUGUAUAAUGUAUGUGUAUUGUGUAUGGGAAGCUCUUUCUGCAGGGCUGCAUACGGUGUAUUUAAUGUAUAUUAGGACUGCUUUAAAAGCCUGACUUUGUGGCUGUGUUGACUAAAUAUGACAGUUUGUCACACUGGAGAACUUUGAAUAAUUACAUUUCAUAUGGAACAAAAAGAGAAGUAUUAUGUCCAACUCUGCCUUUUCUGUUCUAGACCAUCUCAGGGAAAACUAAAUCUUAGAACACUGUAGUGUCAGACAGCGAAACCUCUCAUGUGUAGCCCCUGCUAGAAGUAAGACUGUCUAACACUGGUGGGAGGAGGCUGAGCAAGACAAAAUCUGGGCACAGUAACUGCUUUGUGGCUAAGAUUUGUAUACAAAAUGCUAUAGCUCUAAUGGCAUGCACCUAGCCAAUCUGUUCCAUGUGUGGGCACAUCAUUUUGGAAAAUAACUUCUCCUUAAUGCUGAGGGCUCAGACAACUGAAAUAUGGAUCUCCUUGGUUUUUCUAUGCUACACUGAAAAUCAGAUAUGACUGGUACCAGAAUAAGAGCAGAUGAUGGAUAUUUGUUCUCCUGCCUCCCUGGUUUGCUCAUGCCAGGAUAUAAAAUGAAUUAAAGGGACACUAGUCACCAGACCUCUAAUGCAUAAUCUAGUGGUGUGUAUAAUUCACUCUUGGUCAUGGAGGUAGGGCUAGUCGCAUCAAAACCAAUGUGGUGAUGGAGUAACAUUCCCCUCUUUAGGCGUGGGGGGGAAGAGUUGGGUAGGGACACCUUAACAUUGAAAAGGUAACUAUAUAGUGUUACGAAUAUUUGUGUGUAUUAACACUAUAGUGUUCCUUUAACAGGAUCCAGAAUUGCACACCAUGCAUAUUGCUUUAUUUCACUUUGAGGAUCUACUCCUUUCUCUUGGCUGCUCAUAGCCUCAGCCUGAUUCAACCAACAAUGUUACUGCACCCAAACCCACGCUUGGAUAAUGACAUGCAAGCUGGCCAUUUACUCUAUAUAUCUAAAGGGGAAAUUCCUGACUCUUGCUGUAUAGCUGUUAGAAUGUUUGUUUCUUCCAACCUGAACAGUACUUCUUUGCAUCUACAUUCUUUAAAACCUGUAACUUCCUUGUGAGUUCCCCACUAUUCCCAGUGCAUUGAGAUGUGUAUCAAUAUCUAUAGUCCUUCUGUAUAACGCUAUUUUAUAGUCUUGGUUCAUACUUUUUAGGACAUUCCACUUCCUAAAAGUAUGUUCCAAAAAGGUGGCAGCACUCACAGAAUUAGAAAUGCUAAUCUUUAUUUGUUCAUAUAAAAAAAAAUAAACCUCUUGGUCCUCUGUAUGGGACUCUCUUCAGGAUCCUGAAAGCCCCAUACAGAGGACUGAAAGGUUUUUUUUUUUUUGUUUUUUUUUAGGAACAAAUAAAGAUUAGCUUUUUUUUUUAAUUCUGUGAGUGCUGCCACUUUUUUGGAUAUCUCAUAUGAUAUUCUCAGCUUGGAAGGGAGGUGGGGACCAGCUGAUAUCUUGUUUGUAGUCUCUGCAAGCUCUCCUCAGCCCAGGCUUUCUAUGCAUGUCCAAUAAGACUUCCCAGUCAAAGUGCUUUUGAUGUUUGGAUUGUUCCUUUAAUAUUUUACUUGCCUCAAUCUAGAAUCCACUGUUGGUUGACUCCUUAGUGGUUAAAGGUCUCUAAAAAUAACCUGUCCCCUUUUGGGGGGUUUUAUUUUUAUAUAUAUAUAUAUAUAAUUUUUAUUUUUUUUAGAUGACAUCCUAUUUGUUGUGACUAGAAAAGAAUAUACUACUGGAGUUGGCUUACCCCCGAGCAACAAAGAUGACCACUAUAUGCUUCGCUCUACUCCUGUUGGCAAGUUAAUGAAUGCCAUAAAGAUCUUCUUUUCCCCUAAAGGAGAUCUGUUUGCUGUUCGUGGUGGAGACUUGUUCAAGGGACCUGUGCCUUCGGAACAAGGCCUGAAUUGGUUUGAGACUGCCAAGAGAGUAGGCAAAGUAGACUGGGGCAACUUUAAAUUUACCCUCUUUGAUCCACAUGGGAUUCUGUAUGCUGUUACAUCAAAGGGUGAUCUCUACAGGGGUCCAGCCCCCACUAAUGAAAAUGUGCCUUGGCUUUAUCAUCAAGCUAACAAAAUAGGAUGUGGUGUGUGGAAUUCAUUAAAAGCUCUCUUCUUUGAUCCUGAAGGGGUUCUGUAUGCAGUGAAAUCAGAUGGCCAUCUUGUGAAGGGAAGCCCACCAGGCUUUCCAGGAGAUGACUGGCUUUCAACAUGCAUACCUGUUGGCAAUGAGAACUGGUCUAAUCUCUCUCGCUUCAUAGGCUUCAGUCCUGCUGGAGAUCUGUGGUGCGUUGACGACUCUACAGGAAGACUGCUAAAAUGGGGACCUGGAUCAAUGGCCAGAAGUGCAUAUGCUCAUAUCGAGGCAGAGCCUAUGGGCCAGGGAUUUACGUCCUGUCUCUUCUUUGCUUUCACUGCAGAUAAAAUCAUUCACAGUAUUGAGAGCUUUGAAUUUCUAACUGCUUCUAGCAAAAUUGUAUCUCAAAAGAGCAUGACUUUGAAUGUCCAGACCUACAUCAAUAGUGGUGAUGAGGCUUUGAGCCACAAACUAUCGUAAGUAUAAAUCACAAACUCUGCUACCUAAAAUCAAACCAGGAAAUAGCAGAGAACCUGCUACAUUCUGAUUUGGGGGGGUUGUUUACUGAUUAUCUAGUAUUGAGGGGUGCUCUCUUCCUAAAUAUUGAAUUAUAUACUGAUUGAUAUGUUUCUAACUCUAGAUUCUCAAAAACAAUUGCUGAUCUCAGUACCUUCAGCCAGGACCAUGGCUUUACAGUGAAGGCUGGGGCUGAGAUCACAUUUAGUGCUGGAAUCCCUUGUAUAGAUGAUUCUGAUGAGAUUGCACUCAACACGAGUGUUGCUCAUACCUGGGACUUUACCAAGACCAAUGAAAUACAGGUAAAUGGGGAUGCAGAAUAGAAUCCAAUUUAGUUGUGCUAAUGUUUAUUACCUUGUAUGUGUCAGAUGGGUGAUAGCAAUUGCUUGGUGAAUAAUCCUUUUGUGUACAGACUGUAGCACGGCUGGGUAGGCUUGCAUUGUGACUCUUCCUUUUCCUUUUUGCUUUCAGUAAAACUACAAAGCUCUUACUUCCCAGCCCCUUCAUGGCACUCUAUAAAUAUUGGGUCAUUAACCCUUCUUGAAUGGUCAUGCUGAAUUUCCUUUUUAUAUUGCUGGAUGUCUCAUGUGGGGCUAUUUCCUUUAGGAUCUAUUAAUGUAUCUGAACAUUGUAAUGGUGGCAAUUGUGUGAUGUACAUUGUCUCUUCUCCUACAGAAUACUUUCCCAGUCAAUAUAGAUGUCAUAGUGCGACCACAUUCAAGAAUGCGUGUGGUUGCAUCAGUCAUGGAGGCUGUACUGGAGGUGCCUUACUCUGCCACAAUCCACACCAUGUUUGGCUCUGAAGCUACCAUAAAAGGGAUGUGGAAAGGAGUGACUCAUUAUAACCUCACCAUCGCCCAAGGGAAGUCAUAAAUCAGUGCGUCAUUUUGGAUAAAGCAAAAUUGACACAAGCCACUAUGUAUGGUUUCAGGAGCCUAUAAAAAGGGCAACCCUACUGUGGUAAUAGUUUGGAUAUAUAACAGUCGCAAUGUUUAUACAUCUGAGCCAAUAAAUUUUCUAGCAGUCUCCUUGUCUGUCUAGUUUACUCUGUAAGCCACAAGUGGUUUCUGGUGGUGGUAUACAGUUGUGCUUCAGUGUCCAGGAUUGGUUUCUAGGUCAGACCUUUAUUAUAGAAUAUUAGGGUUACAACUUGGCCCUAAUAAAGGGAUGUCUACAUUCUGCCAGUAACUUGAAG